UAAAAAGAAACGCGUCUGAUGGAUUAAUCGAAGUGGUCAACAUUAUCGAGUGAAAAAGCAUAAACUGUAAUGGCUCCGACUGUCCAGAACGGUGCCAAUAGUGCCGAUAAACGGCCGGUUCGUCAGCAAGAGCGCAGAUCGGAGCUGAUUUCCCGUGUGAAGUACUGCAACACACUCCCGGAUAUUCCGUUCGAUCUCAAGUUUAUCACUUAUCCCUUCGAAAACGAUCGUUUUAUCCAGUACAAUCCGACCUCGUUGGAGAGGAACUAUCGGUACGAGGUGCUUACCGAGCACGAUCUCGGAGUUACAAUUGACUUGAUCAAUCGAGACCUGUAUCAAAUUGAUCACACGGCCCAGCUUGAUCCUGCCGAUGAAAAGCUGCUCGAGGAAGAUAUCCAUACGCCGCAGGACUCGAUGCGUAGCAGUCGCCAUGCGAAGAGUGUCUCCUGGUUGCGAAAAUCGGAGUACAUCUCCACCGAGCAGACCCGUUUCAAUCCGCAAACGAUGGAGAAGGUCGAGGCGAAGGUUGGCUUUAACGUCAAGAAAAGUUUGCGCGAAGAAACGCUGUACAUGGAUCGGGAGGCCCAAAUUAAGGCUAUCGAUAAAACGUUCGAGGAUAACACGAAACCGAUCACGACCCACUACAGCAAACCGGGUGUCACGCCUGUCGAGGUGCUGCCCCUGUUCCCGGAUUUCGCCAACUGGAAGUACCCGUGCGCACAGGUCAUAUUCGAUUCCGAUCCGGCACCGAGCGGCAAGAACGUUCCGGCACAGAUCGAGGAAAUGUCGCAGGCCAUGAUUCGCGGUGUGAUGGACGAGAGUGGCGAACAGUUCGUAGCAUACUUCCUACCAACGGAGGACACACUCGAAAAGCGUCGUCGCGAUCUGGUGAACGAAACGCUAUACGAAGACGAGGAGGAGUACGAGUACAAGAUGGCUCGCGAGUACAACUGGAACGUGAAGAGCAAGGCCUCCAAGGGCUACGAGGAGAACUACUACCUUGUGCUGCGUCCGGACGGUAUCUACUACAACGAGCUGGAAACAAGGGUCCGUUUGAGCAAGCGUCGCCAAAAGAACGCCCAGCAGCAAAGCAAUACGAAGCUUGUCGUGAAGCAUCGACCGUUGAAUGCGUCCGAGCAUCGCAUGCAACGUUAUCGCGAGCGCCAGCUCGAACCACCGGGCGAAGAGGAUGAUGAGGACAUCGAGGAGGAAGAGGAAGAAGAGGAAGACGAAGAGGUUCAAGGAUCCCAGACGCAGGCCGCUGACGGUAAACGAGACGAUGAUGGUAAAGAAAAUCGAGACGAAGAUAGGAGUCGUUCUGGAAGUCGCUCUCGAUCACGCUCCCGUGCAUCGAACCGAUCCCGUUCGUCACGUUCAAGAUCAAGAUCGGGUACAAAAUCUCAGUCCAGAUCCGUUUCGAGAAGUCGCAGUCGAUCAAAGUCGGGAAGCCGCAGUCGCAGCAGGUCGGUGGCAUCUGGAAGCCGCAGUCGCAGUCGUUCUCCGGCAAGAAGCCAGAGUCGCAGCGUGUCACGUUCGCGGUCACGUUCCGGUUCUAAUCGACGAUCCGGUUCCCGUUCGGUAUCACGCUCGCGCUCUCGCUCUCGUUCUCGUUCUCGUUCCGGUUCACGUUCCGGCUCCGGUUCUCGCAGUCGUUCCGGUACCCCUGAUGGUGGUGGUUCCCGAAGUGGUUCGGCCAGCCGAUCGGGCAGCGAGUCAGAAUAACGCGUUGAUUAGUGCAACUUUGAUUCAGCUUUGUAUCCAUUUUAAAUAAUAAAUAUUUGACAUUGAAAUAUGGAA
Anopheles coustani is the source of this 1797-nucleotide messenger RNA. It is a transcript of the gene atms, whose product is annotated as RNA polymerase II-associated factor 1 homolog. The transcript is spliced from 3 exons. Lineage: Eukaryota; Metazoa; Arthropoda; Insecta; Diptera; Culicidae. Gene Ontology annotation, cellular component: Cdc73/Paf1 complex. The record is from RefSeq and is a predicted model, not a curated record. Gene Ontology annotation, molecular function: chromatin binding; RNA polymerase II complex binding. The coding region runs from base 70 to 1722 and encodes 550 amino acids. Gene Ontology annotation, biological process: transcription elongation by RNA polymerase II.